This is a messenger RNA of Coregonus sp. 'balchen', 11693 nucleotides long. The record is from the annotation of a GenBank genome assembly. Lineage: Eukaryota; Metazoa; Chordata; Actinopteri; Salmoniformes; Salmonidae.
GCUGGAUCAGUGACGACACUUCCCUUCUCCUUGGAUUCUGUGUUUUGUCGACAAAAGUUUUCCAGCAAGACGCAGUUUUUUUUUUUUUUUUUUCACUUUGUAACAACGAAAAUAUUUGACUGCCAAUUUCUGCGAAAUAGCCAUCAUGUCUCCCCCAUCAAGAAGGCUUCAAACGAAGCCUGUGAUUACAUGUCUCAAGACCUUUCUUAUUUCUUACAGUCUCAUAUUUUGGGUAAGUGUUAGCUUGCUUGCAUCAGUUAUUUACAAGUCACGGUAACAAUGGGCUAAGCAGCGAUGCCAACAUAUCUAAUUGGAAUUUACAAACGAAUAACGUAAAGCUGCGGCUGACACGUAAGGACUCGAGUUAUUGAAAAUUUAUUGAAAAUAAAACAACACAUUAAAAAACAAUUUCCCAGUGAUAGCUCGAAAACACUCAGUUGGAAAAUAAUCACUUAAUUGUUGGAUAUAGUGAAGUCUUGCUGUCUGUGAAAGUUGUGCUUUUCUCCUACAGCGACUUUUGAUUGCACAGCCACGUUACAUGGUUUCCUUUUUGUUUUGAGCGUUGCAGCCCGCGAGUAUAGGCAACAUUUUGAUUGUUAACGUUUCAAGGUUUGAUUGCGGGGAUCGUGGUGACAUUCGUAGGCAAAUUGGCGAUGUUUGAAACGACUAUUCGAAGUUAGGCCUGGUUGUUGACUGAGAUACAACCUCCUCAGACAAACGGUAUUCUUACUAAAUAACUAUUAUGAGCUCAAAAUAUUUUUAACAGUACUUUUAGGUGAACAUAUUUGUCUUUUUGCCAAAUUAUCGCCAAAGAUCGUAAGCCAGUUUACUUUUUCACAGCUUUCUAGACAAAUGUUGUGUAAAUUACAUUUGCUCUGUCAAUGGUGUUUCUUCAGUUUCUAUUAUUCUAUCUACGCGAUUAAUCAAACGUGGCAUUUAUGGGUUCAAAGUUCACGACAACACAUAUCUCUGUCAUUUAUUGCUAUAUGGAGGGUGAUUUGUAUAAUUCAUGGUCCGACAGACUGAUAACUGCAGUCCAUGACUAUAUGACUCUGGUAGAAGGAAGGGCAAUACAUUAUACAAAGGAAGAUGCUGAGCUCACUGAUGUGAGACCUUUGGCUAUUAUUGGUUGUGUGGGUGAGGGGGCGUUGUUAAGUUCCAUGUUGACUUUGGCUUCCCAUGUGAGGAAAAUCUGUUGUAGGCAAUUUAUGCCAACCUCAAAACUUUUUCAGAUGUGUACUGGCCCCUGAAAACCGUCACACUGAGCUGAAUAAAAGUAUUAGUUGUUCAAGGUGUGCCAUUAAACCCCUACAACUCAUCCAGAAUGCCGCAGCCCGUCUGGUGUUCAACCUUCCCAAGUUCUCUCACGUCACCCCCCUCCUCCGCACACUCCACUGGCUUCCAGUUGAAGCUCGCAUCCGCUACAAGACCAUGGUGCUUGCCUAUGGAGCAGUGAGGGGAACGGCACCUCUGUACCUUCGGGCUCUGAUCAGUCCCUACACCCAAACGAGGGCAUUGCGUUCAUCCACCUCUGGCCUGCUGGCUCCCCUUCCUCUGCGGAAGCAUAGUUCCCGCUCAGCCCAGUCAAAACUGUUCGCUGCUCUGGCACCCCAAUGGUGGAACAAGCUCCCUCACGACGCCAGGACAGCGGAGUCACUCACCACCUUCCGGAGACACUUGAAACCCCACCUCUUUAAGGAAUACCUGGGAUAGGAUAAAGUAAUCCUUCUACCCCCCCCCCCCCCCCCAAAAAUUUGUAAAGUGGUCAUCCCACUGGCUAUAGGGUGAACGCACCAAUUUGUGAGUCGCUCUGGAUAAGAGCGUCUGCUAAAUGACGUAAAUGUGCCCUUGAGCAAGGCACUUAACCCUAAUUGCUCCUGUAAGUCGCUCUGGAUAAGAGCGUCUGCUAAAUGACUAAAAUGUAAAUGUAUAAUUAGGAGGGCUGUUUUUGCGCUUUAAAUCUUGAGUUUGUGUCAGAACUAGGCCAGACCUAGCGGCAUUACCUGAGAUUGGAGCUGACUGUCUGUACUUUCUCCCAGUUUACAGGGGUUAUCCUUCUGGCUGUUGGAGUAUGGGGGAAGGUAAGCCUGGAAGCUUAUUUCCAGCUGGCCUCUGAGAAGAGCACAAAUGCACCAUAUGUCCUCAUCGGGACUGGCACCAUCAUCGUCAUUUUUGGCCUGUUUGGUUGCUUCGCUACAUGCCGCGGUAGCCCAUGGAUGCUAAAGCUGGUCAGUUACACUGUGAAGUGUUACAUUUUGUAUUUGCACAUUCUCCUCAAAUGUUUCUUGUCUUUUGUUGUAUGUAAAUUGAUGAGUUGUUUCUCUCCUCUCAGUAUGCCAUGUUCUUGGUGCUGGUGUUCUUAGCUGAGUUUGUGGCCGGCAUCUCUGGCUUCUUAUUCAGACAUGAGGUGAGAUAUUAGUUCAAAAGGAGUGUUCCCACAUCCAACAAUUUACCAGGUGCUGGGUACAAAAACGGUAAUGUAUAAGGAAUGGAAAUACAUGUGCACUGAGGGAUGCUCCCAUUAUAGUUUAUUGCAACGACUGGAAGACCUUUUGGUCGAAACGUUGCAAUGAACUAUAGAUGAGCAUACACCAAUGUGCAGGUACUUAUGAGGUGACUUACAAUACACUUGACAUUAUUAUAGGGUUCAGUUGGCCACAAAUCAAACCCAAUACAUGUUUGGUUUAUUGCAGAUAAAGGCUGUAUUAGGUGAUGCCUAUAAAGACGCUGUGACGAACUACCAUUUCCCUGACCCCAAAAGCUCUGCAGUUGACACCAUCCAGACGACUGUAAGUGGUAUUAUGUUAUUCAAUUCGAAGCUUAACUGUGUUUGGUUCCUUUGCAAAUAACACAAAACAUGCUGUUUAGAGAAGUGGCUUUUAGCAACUACAUUUGAUCAGAGACCCUGCAGAAGUGUUGCUAUAAACAACUUCUAUAGUACAGAUGGUCACGAUUUAUGGUCUGUUUUAAGAGUUGCAUAGAGCUUGUUUAUGAUUGUAUUAGGUUAUGGUCCUCCUCCAACAUUAUUGAAUAACUAAUUGAUGUACAAUAGAACCACCUUUUAACAUGAUCUGUUCCAGUAUCCCUGCACAUUGUAAAUCUGGUAGGGGGGCUGGGAUAAAAAAUAAAAUAAAAAUAUAGGCCAAAACACAUCAUGACGAGAGACACCACAACACUACAUAAAGAGACACCUAAGACAACAACAUAGCAUGGCAGCAAUACAUGACAACACAUCAUGGUAGCAACACAAAAUGGCAGCAGCACAACAUGGUAGCAGCACAAAACAUGGUACAACAUUAUUGGGCACAGACAACAGCACAAAGGGCAAGAAGGUAGAGACAACAAUACAUCACGCAAAGCAGCCACAACUGUCAGUAAGAGUGUCCAUGAUUGAGUCUUUGAAUGAAGAGAUGGAGAUAAAACUGUCCAGUUUGAGUGGUUUUUGUAGCUCGUUCCAGUCGUUAGCUGCAGCGAACUGAAAAGAGGAACGACCCAGGGAUAUGUAUGCUUUGGGGACCUUUCACAGAAUGUGACUGGCAGAACGGGUGUUGUAUGUGGAGGAUGAGGGCUGCAGUAGGUAUCUCAGAUAGGGGGGAGUGAGGCCUAAGAGGGUUUUAUAAAUAAUGCAUAAACCAGUGGGUCUUGCGACGCGUAUAGAGAGACACCAGUUUACGGAGGAGUAUAGAGUGCAGUGAUGUGUUCUAUAAGGAGCAUUGGUGGCAAAUUGAUGGCCGAAUGGUAAAAAACAUCUAGCGCUCGAGAGACACCCCUUACCUGCCGAUCUUAUAAAUUAACGUCUCCGUAAUCUAAGCGUGGGUAGGAUGGUUCAUCAAAUCAAGGGUGUUAGUUUGGCAGCUGGGGUGAAAUGAGAGGGCGAUUACGAUAGAGGAAAUCAAGUCUAGAUUUACCUUAGCCUGCAGCUGUUGAUAUGUAAUAAAAUACAUAAUAAUGCCAUGUAGCAGACGCUUUUAUCCAAAAGCGACUUACAAGUCAUGCGUGCAUACAUUUCUUAUUAUUUUUUUUGUGUAUGGGUGGUCCUCGGGGAUCGAACCCACUACCUUGGCGGUUACAAGCGCCGUGCUCUACCAGCUGAGCUACAGAGGACCAAAGAAUAUGGCUGAGGAGAGAAGGACAGUGUACCGUCUAAGCCAUACUCCCGAAGUACCUUGUAUUAGCGUGACUACCUCAAGCUCUAAACCCUCAGAGGUAGUAAUCACACCGGUGGGGAGAGGGGCAUUCUUCUUACCAAACCACAUGACCUUUGUUUUGGAGGUGUUCAGAACAAGGUUAAGGGCAGAGAAAGCUUGUUGGAUGCUAAGAAAGCUUCGUUGUAACACAAAAUCCGGGGAGGGGCCAGCUGAGUAUAAGACUGUAUCAUCUGCAUAUACAUGGAUGAGAGAGCUUCCUACUGCCUGAGCUAUGUUGUUGAUGUAAAUUGAGAAGAGCGUGGGGCCUAGGAUCGAGCCUUGGGGUACUCCCUUGGUGACAGGCAGUGGCUGAGAUAGCAGAUGUUCUGACUUUAUACACUGCACUCUUUGAAAGAGGUAGUUAGCAAACCAGGCUAAAGACCCUUCAGACACCAGUACUCCUUAGCCGGCCCACAAGAAUGGAAUGAUCUACUGUAUCAAAAGCUUUGGCCAAGUCAAUAAAAAUAAUAGCACAACAUUGCUUAGAAUCAAGGACAAUGGUGACAUCAUUUAGGACCUUCAAGGUUGCAGUGACACAUCCAUAACCUGAGCGGAAACCAGAUUGCAUACCAGAGAGAAUACUAUAGACAUCAAGAAAGCCAGUCAGUUGAUUAUUGACAAGUUUUUCCAACACUUUUGAUAAACAGGGCAAAAUAGAAAUUGGCCUGUAACAGUUAGGAUCAGCUUGAUCUCCCCCUUUAAAUAAAGGAUGCACCGUGGCUGCCUUCCAAGCAAUGGGAACCUCCCCAGAGAGGAGAGAGGUUAAAAAGGUCAGAGAUAGGCUUGGCGAUGAUAGGGGAAGCAACCUUAAAGAAGAAAGGGUCUAAACCAUCUGACCCAUAUGUUUUUUUGGGGUUAAGUUUAUGGCGCUCCUUUAGCACCUUGGACUCAGUGACCGCCUGCAGGGAGAAACUUUGUAACGGGGGAAAAAGAGGGAGGAGCAUUGCGGCUAGUCGAAUUAGAAGGGGUGGGAGAUGAGGAAAUGUGGGAUGGGCAAGGAGGCAUGGCUGAGUCAAAUAGGAAUCCCGACUUAAUGAAGUGGUGAUUAAAGAGCUCAGCCAUGUGCUCCUUGUCAGUAACAACCACAUCAUCAACAUUAAGGGACAUGGGCUAGCUGUGAGGAGGAGGGUUUAUUCUCCAGGUCUUUAACCGUUUUCCAGAACUUCCAGAAUGUUUUCCAGAGAGAGAACUGCUCCUUAAAGUAACUAACUUUGGCCUUCCGGAUAGCCUGAGUGCACUUAUUUCUAAUUUGCCUGAACGAGAGCCAGUCAGCCUGAGUAUGCGUGUGCUGAGCCUUUUGCCAAAUUGAAUUCUUGAGGUGAAGUAACUCUGCCAGAUCACGGUCGAACCAGGGGCUGAACCUGUUUUUAAAAUUCUAUUUUUUUUAUGGGGGAGUGUUUGUUAACAAUACCACUGAAAAUCUCAAAAAAGAAGGUCCAAGCGUCUACGACAGAGGGGAUCAAGUUGAUUCUAUACAAAUUUACAGAGGCCAGGUCAUAAAGGAAGGCUUGCUCAUUAAAGUUUUUUUGCAAGCGUCUAUGACAAAUCAGGACUAGUCGUUUCACUGAGCAGCCAUUACGAACAUCAAGGAGAGUAGCCUUUUUUGGGUGUUUGGAGUCAUACCUUGUGUGAUUGGUAAUAAUCUGAGAAAGAUUUAGGGAGUCCCAUUGCUUUAGGACUUGGUCAGGUGGUUUAAGCAUGUCCCAGUUUAGGUCACCUAGCAGGACAAAUUCAGACUUAGUGUAAGGGGCCAGGAGAGAGCUUAGGGCAUUUAGGGUACAGGCCUGUGCUGAUGGUGGACGAUAACACCCAGCAACAGUCAACAAAGAGCUAUUUGAAAGCUUAAAACCAGCAAAUCAAAUUGUUUGGGGACAGACUUGGUGGAGACAACCGAGCACUGAAGGUGUUCCUUGGUAAAGAUUGCCACUCCACCACCUUUGGAAGAGCUGUCUUGCCCGAAAAAGGUUAUAACCUAAAAGGUUAACAUCAUUGUUCAAAACACUCUUUCUUACCCACGUCUCAGUAAUGACCAACACAUCUGGAUUGGAGCUGUGAACCCACACUUUCAAUUGAUCCAUUUGAGGUAAUAAGCUUCUAGUGUUAACGUGCAGAAAACCCGGGCUUUUACGAGAGCAGAAAUCAGUGAAGCAGAUGUCAGAAUUGGGGCUAGCAACAGUAGAAGGGCCAGGGUGUACAUGCACAUUUCCAGAUAUCAUCAGCAGUUAUACAGUCAGGGCAUGGCAGAGGACAGGGAGAGCUCUGCAGUGUUGAUUUAUGACAUUUUAAUGUGCACUAGAUGGCAACAAGAUCAUAUUGUACAGUAAUUUCAUCAGGUAACAUGAAUACAAAGCCGGUGAGAGGUGGUUAGAAUUGGAUUGGAGGCCAAGAGUCUGUGUAACCAAUAGAGAGUCAGAGUCCCGAGUGUGGGAACAAACAGUCUGUCCCAUGGUUGGGUAAACAAGCAAGUUCAUAGUCAACAAAGCACACAGUGCUCAUGAGGCAAAUAGCAAAAGAAAAAAAAAUAUAACGACUUGGUAAGCCAUUGUAAGUUCAGAGUCACUCGCCCCAACAGUGAGUGUGUGCUGGAGGCGAGCGAAAGCUCGGCAGAGAGGGGAGUGUGGCGGGGGUACCUGUACCAGACAGGGGGAGACAGGCCGGCCAGGGCAGACUGUGAACAGAUCGCCAGGUGGAAUCCAAGCAGCAGGCAACGGGAGAAGGUGUCACAGCCACUUUUUUUUUUUUUUCGGGCGGCAGAUUCUUUGUAGAAAAACCCAGCUAGCUAGCUAUCAUAGCUAGCAAGUCUUUGUCCACUGUUUUUUUUCUCCAUGUGGAAGAGGUUGUUAGCUAGCUAUAUCUCUUUAGUUUCGCCGAAUGGUCCUUUACGACGUCCAAACAAAGUUGUAUUGUGGCUUUUGUAUUUUGAAGAUUGUGAGGAGGAUAUCUUCUGAUGUGAUCAAAGCAGCAGUAUUGUUUCUUAUCGAGGUAAUUUACAAUUGAAGUGUCCUGUCUGCAUAUCAGUUCAAAAUAGCGAUGUAUUGUAAUGACCUCUGCACAGAUGGAGGGGGUUUCAAAGGCCUCUGCAUUUGGGUGGGGGAGGCUGUGGAAACUCUCCUGCCAUUGUUGGGCUCAAGGGCUUUGACACCGCUCACUUCACACCUCAGUGCUAAUUGAUCUGAUCUGUUCUGUCCUAGCAAGCUUGGUAGCCUUAACUUAGCAUUCAGUCCUUUAUAAAGUAAAAUAUAUCAUUGUAAUUUAUUUUUCUUCUUGGCUUUAAAGUAGCUUGUUAUGUGAAUUAUUUAACAAACUAUUUCAGUGUCUCUGUACGUCUCCCAAAAGGUUGUAAGUCUUUUGGGAUUUAAGUAACGAACAGAGUCCCGGUCUGCAUAGUCAGAGAUUUAUUCAUUGAGAAUUCUGCCAUCACAAUUUCAGAGUCCAUCUUUUAUACUCAUACGUCAUACAAAAAAAUCCCUCCCCUCUGUAGGCGGGCUGUAGUUUUCCACUCUAAAACUGCUCUCCUGACCAUCAGUUCACACACAUAUACUCACAUGCAUACAUACACACACACUUUCUUAUCAUAGCCUACUCCCAGCAUUCCUCAGUUAUUGCCGUUCUCACAAUAUUCUGCACCAUACUCAUUAAAAAGCCUAUCAGUUGCCUGUAGGCAGUUCUCCUUGUCCUUUGUUGUCUGGCCUAACUCUUACUCACAUUGCUAAAUAGUGGCUCAAUGCCAUAGCCUUUACUGGUCCUACACUCACACAUUUCUAACACAUUAUACACAGUUUCAAGGCGUAAUAAUUAGUCAUUAAUAAUUAAUCUAUCAUAGCUUCAGACUAAACAUUACUCACUCAGUUCCAGGUUGGAUGGUGUUUUAAGGUUUAUUGUGCUUCUUUUGCUGGUUGUUGGUUUGCCAGAGCAUAUUGCUGUAUAGACCUUGGAAAUAAGAAUAUUUGGUAGUAGGAAUCCUUCCAGGUAAUUUUGUCCAAAAUCAGGUUGUAGUUUGGAGUUUUGAUUUGGAGUGAAGGUUAUGUUGUGGAGGGUAGUAUAUAGCUACUGACCCUGGAACUGAGCCUGUAUAUAGCUACUGACCAUGUAAAUACAGUUGAAGUCGGAAGUUUACAUACACUUAGGUUGGAGUCAUUAAAACUCGUUUUUCAACCACUCCACAAAUUUCUUGUUAACAAACUAUAGUUUCAGUGCCUCUUUGCUUGACAUCAUGGGAAAAUCAAAAGAAAUCAGCCAAGACCUCAGAAAGAAAAUGGUAGACCUCCACAAGUCUGGUUCAUCCUUGGGAGCAAUUUCCAAACGCCUCAAGGUACCACGUUUAUCUGUACAAAUAAUAGAACGCAAGUAUAAACACCAUGGGACCACGCAGCCGUCAUACCGCUCAGGAAGGAGACGCGUUCUGUCUCCUAGAGAUGAACGUACUUUGGUGCGAAAAGUGUAAAUCAAUCCCAGAACAACAGCAAAUAACCUUGUGAAGAUGCUGGAGGAAACGGGUACAAAAGUAUCUAUCUCCACAGUAAAACGAGUCCUAUAUCGACAUAACCUAAAAGGCCGCUCAGCAAGGAAGAAGCCACUGCUCCAAAACCGCCAUAAAAAAGCCAGACUACGGUUUGCAACUGCACAUUGGGACAAAGAUUGUACUUUUUGGAGAAAUGUCCUCUGGUCUGAUGAAACAAAUAAAGAACUGUUUGGCCAUAAUGACCGUCGUUAUGUUUGGAGGAAAAAGGGGGAUGCUUGCAAGCCGAAGAACACCAUCCCAACCAUGAAGCACGGGGGUGGCAGCAUCGUGCUUUGCUGCAGGAGGGACUGGUGCACUUCACAAAAUAGAUGGCAUCAUGAGGAAGGAAAAUUAUGUGGAAUAUGUUGAAGCAACAUCUCAAGACAUCAGUCAGGAAGUUAAAGCUUGGUCGCAAAUGGGUCUUCCAAAUGGACAAUGACCCCAAGCAUACUUCCAAAGUUGUGGCAAAAUGCCUUAAGGACAAUAAAGUCAAGGUAUUGGAGUGGCCAUCACAAAGCCCUGACCUCAAUCCUAUAGAAAAUGUGUGGGCAGAACUGAAAAAGCAUGUGCGAGCAAGGAGGCCUACAAAUCUGACUCAGUUACACCAGCGCUGUCAGGAGGAAUGGGCCAAAAUUCACCCAACGUAUUGUGGGAAGCUUGUGGAAGGCUACCUGAAACAACAUUUGACACAAGUAAAAUAAUUUAAAGGCAAUGCUACCAAAUACUAAUUCAGUGUAUGUAAACUUCUGACCCACUGGGAAUGUGAUGAAAGAAAUAAAAGCAGAAAUAAAUCAUUCUCUCUACUAUUAUUCUGACAUUUCACAUUCUUAAAAUAAAGUGAUGAUCCUAACUGACCUAAAAUGGAAUUUGUACUAGGAUUAAAUGUCAGGAAUUGUGAAAAACUGAGUUGAAAUGGAUUUGGCUAAGAUAUGUAAACUUCAGACUUCAACUGUAGCUACUGACCCUGAAUAUAGCUACUGACCCUGGAACUGAGUCUGUAUAAAGCUACUAACCCUGGAGCUGACCCUGUAUAUAGCUUACUUACUUUCUCGUGUUCUUCUACUUUACUUUUUUAUUUGAAAAAAUAUAUAGUACUACUGAUAUUGAUUACUGCAUUGUUGGGAAAGAGCAAGCAAGAAAGUCAUUUCAUUGUACUUGUGCAUGUGACAUUGAAACUUGAUUUGCCUACAUGGCUAAGUCAACCAUAUAAUUAGGAAUUAGAAGUCAACAUUGUUAUUUCCUCUUGAUAAUGAGUUAAUGUGUGUUUUGUGCAGUUGCACUGCUGUGGAAUGGAAAGUUACAAGGACUGGAACACGACACAGUACUUCAAAGACAAUGGUAUCCCUGCCAGCUGUUGCAAAGAGAAUGAUGUCUGCCCUGAUGAGAAACUCAAGGACCUUGAGAAGGCUCGCGACAUAGUGUAUGACACGGUAAGAGCACUGCCACAUAUCAUUAUCAAUCAUAUCACACAGAAUUAUGUCAGAGCUGUGUGUCUCUGGGUAGGUAAGUUCAGACCCUGCUUUGAUUCAUAGUUAGAUGAAUUGUUUGCAAGUCAGUAUGCGUAAUGAACAGUUAUAACCUCUGUAAUACGUUUAUUUUUCUUCUGCUUAACAUGUUUUAGGGCUGCUUCUCACUGGUGACCGAUUUGAUGGAGUCUAACCUGGGAAUCAUUGCAGGGAUAUCUUUUGGAAUUGCAUUCUUCCAGGUACAUCCAUUGAAGAGCCUUGAUUUGACAUUGGCCUGUAGGCAUAAUAAUCUCUAGGGAAAAAAUAUACAAUGUUAUUACCAUUUAAAAUGGCUCUUGAAAUGUUGUGAGAUCAAGAAAAUGCUAGAUUUCACUUUUUUAUACAUGAUGUGAAUACAUGUCAAUUUUGUCUUCACAUCCUAAUUGAAACUGUUUAACUUUCUGCCUAGCUCAUUGGGGUAUUCUUGUCCUGCUGCUUGUCUCGAUACAUCACCAACAACCAGUACGAGAUGGUCUAGCAGUGUCCUUCCUCAGGUAGUACCCGACAUGGACUAGUACUGUGGGAUCCCAUGACUCCUAUUGCUGUUACAUAAAAAGUAAUGUCUUUAGAGUGCCCAAAAUGUUAGUUAUUGUCAUACAGUACAUGAUACCCCUGUACUUGGUUUGGUCACUUAAGUUGCUGUGUUCCAGCUUCUUGAUUCUCCCUCUACUGACAAGCAUUUUCAUGAAAGGAAAUGCCCACCUUGGCACAUCAGAUAUGGUAUUCAUUACCUAGGAAGGUGAACAUGUAAAUUCAAACAUGUUGAAAUGUAGUACAGUGUAUCAAUAUUAUGCUCAACAGUUGAGUAAGACCAGUGGCUGAAAUCCCCAACCUGAUGUAACAUUGAUUAUUGAUGCACCAAUAAAACUCAUGGGAAUGUUAGACUACAACGCAUCUAACAUGUCAUUGGUCUUUUUUCUUCUUUGUAGGUCACUGACGGGAAGCUCAUGACGCAAACUGACUCAAAGGGAACGCCCAUAGUUUUAAUCCUUCGUAUAUGCAUAAUGGUUCUGUCAUUUCAGAAUACACUCUCGCUGACACUCACUUUUCAAUGGCAACCAGUCUGAAGGGAAAAUGUUGUUAGACACCAUAAGGGAUCUAUUUCUACCAUUCUCCAUCAUCAAUUUGAUUAAGCUUUGUCUUGCUAAGACUAGUGGAAUACAGUUUGUGCUUAAAUGUUCAUUUGGGAUUCACAGACUUUAUAAAUGUAAUAUUUAUCUUUUCAUUCAUGUCCGUUUGAUGUUAUUAUACAUGACAUAUGUAUUUGGUGUGCUAAGCCAAAAUAUUCCUGUUUAUGUUAUCCUUGUCCAUAUUCAUGUCAUUCUCCAUCAUAAAUGCUGUCCUCAUUCUAGUUACAUGGCAUCUUGUGGUUAAAGUUAUCUUACUGUAGCCUAUUUUAUUUCCAUGAUUGGCAUUACAAUAUUAGAAGCUGGUGACUGAUUAGUCCAUCUGUAACACCACAGUAACUUGCACUGUAAAACCUCCAGCAAUCCAUCCAUC